GUGUGUACCGCGGGGAGGCUGUGUGGGCUGGGCCGGGGCGGCUGGGUGUUUUUCCUCAGCAGCAGCAGCAUCCUUGAAUAUCCUGUGACAUCGCUUCUUUUCUGGAAGAUGCUCAGGGCGGAGGAGACGAGGAUGAUGAAAGCGGCGCAAAUGAGGUGUGUCUGACCGCUUUCACUAAAUGAAACUAAAGCUGCUGCACCUGUACGGAGGAGGAAGACACACUGCGGACCCCGCCUGAGAAAAUGGCUUUUUGACGUGGUGAGGAUACUUUUUUUUUUUUUUAAAUUCAUGAGCAAAAUGUCUAAAAGCAAACAUUGCGAGGCGGUGAGGGUGGUGGUCCGCUGCCGGCCCUUCAGCAGGAGAGAGGAGACAGCCGACUGUGAAAACAUUUUGCAUAUUGACGACAGACUAGGGCAGAUCACCAUCAGGAACCCGAAGGCACCACCUGAUGAGCCCAUGAAAGUAUUCACGUUUGAUUCCGUGUACGGCUGGGGCUCAAAACAAAACGACAUUUAUGACGAUGCUGUGAGACCUCUGGUGGAGUCCGUGCUCCAGGGUUUCAACGGGACUAUAUUUGCGUAUGGACAGACUGGGACAGGUAAAACACACACCAUGCAGGGGGUGUCAAACGACCCAGACAUGAGAGGGGUUAUACCAAAUUCAUUUCACCACAUCUUCACACAGAUAUCCAGGACUCAGAAUCAGAAGUACCUGGUGAGGUCAUCAUACCUUGAGAUCUACCAGGAGGAGAUCAGAGAUCUGCUGUGCAAAGAUAACAAUAAGAAACUGGAGCUGAAAGAAAACCCUGACUCAGGUGUUUAUGUGAAAGAUCUGUCCUCAGUGGUCACAAAGAACGCCACCGAGAUUGAACAUGUGAUGAACAUAGGCAACCAGUCCAGGUCUGUGGGGUUCACCAACAUGAAUGAACGCAGCUCUCGGUCUCAUGCCAUUUUUGUCAUAACCGUGGAGUGUAGUGAAGUAGGGCCAGAUGGCGAGGACCACAUCCGCGUUGGGAAGCUCAACAUGGUCGACCUGGCUGGCAGCGAGCGCCAGAGCAAGACAGGUGCAAAGGGGAAGCGGCUAAAGGAAGCAGCCAAAAUCAACCUGUCCCUCUCAGCGCUGGGGAAUGUCAUUUCUGCCCUGGUGGAUGGGAAGAGCACCCACAUCCCUUACAGAGACUCCAAACUGACCCGCUUGCUCCAGGACUCGUUGGGUGGCAACGCAAAGACGGUCAUGAUAGCAACAGUGGGGCCAUCGCACAAGAACUUUGAAGAAUCCCUGGCCACGCUGAGGUACGCCAGCCGGGCCAAGAACAUAAAGAACAAACCUCGGAUUAAUGAGGACCCCAAAGAUGCCCUGCUGAGGGAGUUCCAGGAGGAGAUCGCACGCUUGAAAGCCCAACUAGAGGAGCGAGGGAUGCUGGCAAAGGAGAGGAGGAGGAGGAGGAAUAGCAAAAGGCUGAGUAAAAGUAUGGCUGGUAUGGAGGAGAUGCUCAAAGAGAGGGAUGCAGAGGUGUGGAAGGCUUUAGAUAACGAACCAGAGGUGAAGUCAUAUGUGAAAGAUGGAAGUGACGUCCCAAAGGCUCUGACCUGCCAGGGGAGCGGUGAGAAGUUAAAGCACCUGGUUGAGAACAGAAAAAGUGUGGUGGACAUGCAGUGGGAUCAGGAUGCUUUGGAGAAGAUCAUUGAGAAAUAUAAGGCUAUGGAGAGCAAACUGUUAGUGGGAGGAAAGACGAUCAUUGAUCACACCAAUGAACAGCAAAAGAUGCUGGAGCAGAAGAGGCAAGAGAUUGCAGAACAGAUAAGACGAGAGCGAGAGAUCCAGCAGCAGAUGAUGCUGCAGGACGAGGAGACCUUAGAAAUGAAAGAGACGUUCUCCUCCCUGCAGCAGGAAGUGGAACAUAAGACAAAAAAGCUGAAGAGGCUGUACGCCAAACUACAGUUAGUAAAGGCAGAGAUGAGAGAUGUCAUCGAUGAACACGUCAUAACCAGACAGGAGCUUGAACAGACACAGACUGAACUCACCAGAGAACUCAAGUACAAAUAUCUCUUGAUUGAGAACUUUAUACCUCCAGAGGAAAAGAACAAGAUCAUGAACAGGCUGCACUUUGACAGUGAGGAGGAUCAGUGGAGGCUCCAGCCGGUCCUUCCACCAGAGAGUGCACCCACUCAGGUCAAGAGGAGACCUCUCUCAGCCGUGGGAUACAAGAGGCCAAUCAGCCAAUAUGCACAGAUGGCUGUUUCCACAGCAACCGGGGCCCCAUCUCGAUACCAGGCUGAGAACAUAAUGCUGUUGGAGUUAGACAUGUCUCCCCCGACCAUGUUCACCUUGAACCUUAAUGGCGCUCACCUGGAGAGAGCCUUUUCUCCCAGGCUGAUGCGGGAUCUCCUGGUAACUGUUCCGAUCAGAGAGAGGAGCACAGCAUCGUCACGGGUCAGGAAGUCUCAAUCCUGGUAUCAGGCACCACAAGCAGCAUCCAUCCCAUCAUCCUCAUCCUCCACUACUCUGACAUCGGCAUCUCAGAGCUUCUCUCCUUCUCAGAGACAAAGACCAUCCUCAGCUGCCUAUCUUCCAUGUUUAGAUCCAAUUCAGACAAGUCCCUGAUACACGCCAAGACAACUACUGUACACAGGGCUGGCCUUAGUUUAAGGUGGCACAAGAAGAGGGGGGGGGGUGUUUUAUGCCUUUAUUUUAAAUUGAUUUCAUACCUUUUUGUGAGAAAGAAUCAUUUGAGUAAGCAUGUAUUCAGCUUAACGGGAAAGACAAACAUUACUUUUGCCUACAGUUGCCUAAAAACCAUGUAGUUUCUCUUGGUUUAUCCCAGAAUCAAUGAAUAGCACAGCUAAAACGUAAUCCUCUAAAACCAGACAUAUGAUUAAUUAUUUAAAGGAUCCUAUUUUUAAUUUGAAAACAUUUCCAUUGACUUUUUUUCCGAAAAUGUAUCUGGUCUUUGCCAAAACAGUGAAGGGUGAUGGGGGAACUCUGGUUUAGCCUGUAUGCUUGAUAAAUUGUUAUUUCAAUUUCAAUUUAAUUGGGAAGACUAACAUUAUUUUUGUCUACAGUUGCCUAAAAAUCACGUAGUUUCUCUUAACUUAACCCAGACUCAAUGAAUAGCACAGCCAAAACUUUCAUUCAUUCAUUUUCUGUAACCACUUAUCCUGUUGGGGGUUGCAGGGGGGGCUGGAGCCUAACCCAGAGGACAAUAAGCGAGAGGUUGGGUACACCCUGGACAGGUCACCACACUAUCACAGGGCUGACACAUAGAGACAGACAACCAUUCACACUCAUGGCCAAUUUAGAAUCACCAAUUAACCUAAUUAACCUUACUGGGAGGAAGACGGGGUACCCAGAGAAAACCCAUACUGACAUGCAACAUGCAAAUUCCACACAGAAGGGCUCCACCACCCCAGGACUGAACCAGAAAUCCUCUUGUUGUGAGGCGACAAUGCUAACCAUUGCAUCACUGUGCCGCCCCAGCCAAAAUGUAAUCUUCUAAAAUCAGACAUGUGGUAAAUUGUUUAAAGGAUCCUAUUUUUAAUUUGAUAAUAUUUCCAUUUACUUUUUUUUUCUCUGGAAAGGUAUCUGGUCUUUGCCAAAACAGUGAGUGAUGGGGGGAAUUGAGGGCCCCGACCACAGGGGGGCCACCCUGGUUUAGCCUGUAUGCUUGAUGAAUUGUUGCUUCAAUUUCUAGCUAAUGUAACCGUGAGCCAAAAAUGUGAAGAAAGCCUGCAAAUGCUCUCUUGAUUAGCUGCCUUAUUUUUUCAUAGUUGUGAAAUUGUGCGAAGUCCAUUUGCUUACACAUGAAAAUAAACUCUGAAAUGAUCUUGAA
Messenger RNA from Epinephelus lanceolatus (giant grouper), 3829 nucleotides. Its product is annotated as kinesin-like protein KIF3B. The record is from RefSeq and is a predicted model, not a curated record. Gene Ontology annotation, biological process: microtubule-based movement. Gene Ontology annotation, molecular function: microtubule motor activity; ATP binding; microtubule binding. Lineage: Eukaryota; Metazoa; Chordata; Actinopteri; Perciformes; Serranidae.